AUGACUUCAUUAUGCGAGUGGAUCGAUAUGAAAAUAAGGGAUGAUGACAUAAAUUAUUUUGAUUAUGAUGAAUUUAGUAAUUUUGAAAAAGUUGGCGAAGGAGCGUUCGGAAUUGUGAAUAAAGCUGAUUGGAAAAGUUGUGGUAUUAAAAUAGCAUUAAAAAUUAUCGAAUAUAAUUCAGUCAAUCAAGAUAAUAUGAAUAGAUUUCUUAAAGAGUUAAGAAAUUUAAGAAAAGUUAAUUUCCAUCCGAACAUAAAUCGAUUUUUAGGAAUUACAAAAGAACCAAUAACAAAUAAUUAUAUAAUGGUGUUACAAUACGCUAAUCGUGGAAAUUUAAGAGAAUAUUUAAAAAAUAAUUUUAAGUCACUUAAUUGGGAUGAUAAAAUUCGGAUGGCAUCAGAAAUUACUUGUGGAUUGAAAUGUUUACAUUCUAGAAAAAUUAUUCAUAGAGAUUUGCAUGCAAAGAAUAUAUUAGUUGAUAAUAAUAAUUUGAUGAUUGCGGACCUUGGGUUAUCUAAACAUUUAACGGGUGAAAUUACAUCAAAUUCAAUAGCUUGGGGGAUGUUAGAAUAUAUUGAACCGCAAUGUUAUGUUGUUGAUAAUUAUGUAAGAGACAAAAGAUCUGAUAUUUAUAGUUUAGGAAUUCUUUUAUGGGAAAUAACAAGCGGGUAUCCUCCUUUUCCAAGUAUUUCAAGAGCUACUUUAUGUUAUAGGAUUGCAAAUGGAUAUAGAGAAUCACCAAUGAAUGAUACACCAUUAGAAUAUGUUGAACUUUAUCAGAAAUGUUGGGAUAAUGAUCCAGAUUUAAGACCGAAUGCUGAAGAAGUUUACGAUACAUUGAAACGUUUUUCUAAAGAUAAUUCUACGGUUGAUAUUAAAAUAAAUAUUUAUAGUGAUGAAACAAAUUCUAAUAGUUCUAAUAUAUUGAAUAAUGAAAAUAAUUUACAAUCACGAUCAUACUUAACAAUUGAUGAUAAUAUUAACGAACUGAAUUUAGCGCAAUUUACUAGUCAAAUUAGUACACCAUCAAUGAUAUCAUCUAGUAUUAGUGAAUAUGAAAAAGGUUUAAGAGAUGAUUUAGAAGAAAUUAUUCAAAAUUAUUUAAAAAGAAAUAAGAUUGGAUGGAUAAAAACUUUUGAUUUUAAUAAAGUAUUAGAAAGAUAUGAAUCAAGAUCAAAAGAAAUUUUUAAUUACCUUAUAAAUAAUCCUACUUUACAAUAUUAUGAAUUAAUGUUAGGAGUCUUUUAUAAUAGAGGUUUUGGAGUAAAUAAAAGUAUAAAUAUAGCAUUCGAAUGGUAUAUGAGAUCAAGUCAACAAAAUGAUUUCAAUGGAUAUUAUGAGGUUGGAUUUUAUUAUUAUCUUGGUUAUACCGUUGAAAAAAAUUAUAAUGAAAGAUCAUUGGAAUUUUGUCAACAUGCUGUUAAUAAUGGAUUAAAUAUAGCUUUACAUUUUCUUGCAUCUUGUUAUCAUCAAUUCAAUUAUAAUGCACAAAAUAAUUCAAUUAUAGCAUUCGAAUUAUUUAAAAAAUCUGCUGAAAAUGGAUUUAUACCAUCUCAAUAUGAAUUAGCCGAAUGUUAUAAAAAUGGUGAAGGUACUCAAAAAAAUAAAAUAGAAGCAUUAAAAUGGUAUAAAUCAUAUCAAGAAAAUGAUGGUGAAAUUAAUGUAUCAUAUCCAAUUAAAGAUAUUGAAAAUGAAUUGUUUAUUCGGUCAAUACCAUAA
Molecule: messenger RNA, 1719 nt
Organism: Rhizophagus irregularis DAOM 181602=DAOM 197198
Lineage: Eukaryota; Fungi; Glomeromycota; Glomeromycetes; Glomerales; Glomeraceae
Source: RefSeq, a predicted model, not a curated record